Molecule: messenger RNA, 4560 nt
Organism: Cimex lectularius (bed bug)
Lineage: Eukaryota; Metazoa; Arthropoda; Insecta; Hemiptera; Cimicidae
Gene: vap
Product: ras GTPase-activating protein 1
Exons: 18
Coding region: 471-3260 (929 amino acids)
Biological process (GO): regulation of GTPase activity
Molecular function (GO): protein binding
Source: RefSeq, a predicted model, not a curated record
CACAUGUCUUCGGCAAUUCCAACAAUAUGAGUUGUUUAAGGGGUUUUCCUGGGUAAAUGUUUUCCCAGCUAGAUUGGAUUUUUGGAGGAAUUUUUUCUUUAAAUGUGUUUUUCAGAACGGAAUUUUAUGAGACUAAUUUGUCAUUUUUAAAACAAAAUAAAUUGUUUUUUAACAAAAACUAAAAUGUUUGAAUUUGAAAUGAUCACUGUUUUGGUUUCACCACGGUGAAUGUCGAAGCGUCAUCGCCGUGAUUGAUGAGACCACUUCGCCCACCCCUGUUGGAACUAACCGGUGCUGGUCAGACUGCUCAAGGCUCAGCAUAUCGCCUAUCACUGCUAUCUAACGCUUCAUCUGCCAAACUUAAUCACUUGUUUCUGUUCGGAGCGAGCUGCGUCUCGCGAGACCCUUGACUCGAGACUCGGCGCUGGCUCGACGAGACUUCUUAUCGCCAUGUCUUUGUGAUAAACGCGAUGGCCGAAUUCAUCAGAGGCGGCUGCGGGACGGGCAUCAUAAUGCCGAAGGAGAAGCUCCACGGUUCUCCGAGCACGGGAAGUGAAGAAGGACACGAUGGUGGGAUCGUCGACGAUUUCGACCCCUUUACGGCCGACCAAGAAGAAAUCGGUGCGGCGGAAUCGCUGCCCAACGCCCCUCCAGAAACACAGUGGUAUCAUGGUAGAUUAGACAGAUACACUGCGGAAGAAAGAUUAUACCAAGCUGCCAAAAUGGGCAGUUACUUGGUAAGAGAGAGCGACAGAAAACCUGGUUCUUAUGUUUUAUCAUAUUUUGGAAAAACUGGAAUAAACCAUUUUAGAAUAACAGCUGUGUGCGGAGAUUUUUAUAUCGGAGGAAGACAAUUUUAUUCAUUGUCUGAUUUGAUUGGUUAUUAUACAAACUGUUCAGACCUAUUGAAAAGGGAACGUUUGGUCCAUCCAGUUCCCCCGCCUGAACCAGUCAAUGAUAAGAAGAGAGUUGUCGCUAUUCUACCUUAUACAAAAAUGCCAGACACAGACGAAUUAAGUUUCCAAAAAGGUGAUAUAUUUUUUGUUCAUAAUGACAUGGGAGAUGGCUGGCUCUGGGUCACCGCUCAUCGGACUGGUGAACAAGGCAUGAUUUUCAGAGAUCUUGUUGAUGACCUGGAUGAAAAUAUCGAUCCUAAUACUGUUUUCAACUGGUUUCACCCAAAUGUCACAAAAAGUGAUGCAGUAGAUAUGCUCGUCAAAUGUGGGCCUGGAAGCUUUCUUGUAAGGCCAAGCGAUAAUUCUCCAGGCGAUUACUCCCUAUUUUUUCAUAUCAACAACCAAAUCCAACGUUUUCGCAUUGAAAAGAAAGGAGUGCGCUAUUUGAUGGGAGGAAGGACAUUUGAAUGUUUGGAUGCUGUCAUCAAUCGUUAUCGAAAAGAGCAGAUUGUCGAAGGCCAUACUUUAGUUCAGCCUGUUUGUAGGACUCUUUCUGAAACUGAUGGACCUGUUAAAUCUAAAGAGGUUCAACACGCUGAGAAAAUAUAUGCUACUUUAAGAGAAUGCCGAGAACAAGUUGGUCUUAAGAAAAUCAAAGGUAUUAAAAUGCAAGGAAAUUUAAGCAAAAAGAGCGAAAAGAACAAAAAGUGGAAGUCCAUGUAUUUUGUACUUAUUGUGGAUGGAACUGACACGCACUUGUGCUUUUAUGACAAUCCAAGGCGAACAAAGCCAAAAGGCCUAAUAGAUUUAAGUUGUGCCUAUUUAUAUCAAGUUCAUGACAGUGUGUUUGAGCGACCAAAUUGUUUUCAACUUGUUGAAAGAGCUCUGCCAUGUUUAGCAACGACAACAUAUCUUUCAGCUACUUCCGCAGAUUCUGCUCAGGACUGGAUAUCAGCGAUCAAACCUCUGUGUGUCACUCAAAUGACACGGUCACCUAAAGUUCAGAAAUUGAGAGAAUUGAGAUUUCUGCAAUUACACAUUCUUGAUGCUCAUAGAUUACCGUUUAAAUUGGUCCCAAAUCCUUUUUGCAUAAUUUCACUCAAUCAAGUUAAAGUAGCAAGAACUAAAGUCACUGGAGGGCCUGACCCUGUUUGGGAUGAAGAAUUUAUUCUUGAUGAUGUUCCACCUGAUGUAAUUUCAUUCACCAUUACAUUAUACAAUAAAGGAAAGCGCUCAAAAGACACAGAAGUCGCCGAAGUUACUGUCGAGUUAUCCAGUCUUACAAACGGAGAUGAGAUUGAAGAUUGGUAUCAUUUAUCUGGUAUAACACCAAUUGGAGAGUGGGGAGCUUUAAGAUUACGCUUAAGGUACCUACACGAUCUUAUUAUGCCCCAAGAAGAAUACUCUCCAAUGCAGCAGUUAAUUUUAGACCCAUCAUUAGAAGUAGUACGGGCACUUGCUGAUAUCUGCCACUUAGACAGAAUGCCUCUUGCAAAUUCAUUACUAAGGAUAUUUAGACAUGAAAAGAAGGAAGCCGAUCUCUUGAAAUCCCUUAAUGAUGCCGAAAUUGAAAAAGAAGAAGAAACGUCGACACUUUUUAGAGCUGCUUCAUUGACUACCACUUUAAUGGACCUUUACAUGAAGUCUGUUUGUACGGAGUUUUUACAGUCUGCUGUACAAGAUAUAAUUUUCAAGCUUCUUGAAGCUAAACAGUCGUGUGAGUUAAAUCCUUUAAAAAUGGACUCACCUGAUGAUGCUUGUGCCAAUGCUGAAUUUUUGCUCCAAGUAUUAGAUGAAGUCACUUUAUCUAUAUUCAUGUCUGCUGAAGCUUGUCCUAAGACUGUGAGAUAUAUUUGUGGAUGUUUACAAAAAUCUGUCAUGGGUAAAUGGCCUCACGAGCGAUUUGUAAGGACUAGAGUUGUAAGCGGGUUUAUAUUCUUAAGGCUGCUAUGUCCUGCCAUUCUCAAUCCUAGACAAUUCAAUCUCAUAUCAGAACCGCCGCCUUUAAUGGCAUCCAGAUCUUUAAUAAUGGUUGCCAAAUGUUUGCAAAAUUUGGCGAAUCUGAUUGAAUUCGGUGGAAAAGAACCCUAUAUGGAAGUUGUUAAUCCUUUUAUAUUGAAAAAUAAAGAACGAAUGGUUGUCUUCCUUGACCAAUUAUCAAAUGUACCUGAAAAGCCAGAAAGUGAAGGCGAGAGGGGAAAGGGUGAUCCUGCUAGGGAUUUAGGGACUCUACACCACAUAUGUGUCUCACAUCUAAAAGAGCUUCAAGUUCUCAGCAGAAACCAAUUGACGUUAAGAAAAUUAGUGACUGUCACAGAAAUGCUCAGUAAACAUAAACAGAAAUAUCAAGAAAUGAUCCGGUAGUUUAGUCGUCUUCAACUACAAAGUUUGGGCAUGUUUUAUUUAUAAGAUUGCAUUGCAUUCUAUUGCUGACAUUAUAUACCACAAGUUCUGUUUAAACUAAACGAAUAAUUGCCAAACCUUUUAAAUAUAAACAUUUAUUUACAACAGACCAUUUAGAAUUGUAUAAGUUUGGACACAAAUGGGUAUUUUUGUACUUUCAACCUACUGCUAUCUGUAAAUUGUUGCUCUCUAACAUGUGCCAUUAGUUUUAUACAAUUUUAAUACACAUGUUGAUGUGGGUGAGGGUGUAUGUGUCUGAAUCUGUGUGGUAUGCAAGCUAGUGUUGUACAUAUUUAUUAUUUUCAUUUAUUGAAUUUUUUUAGUUCAACAAACUAUUUUUAUGGAAUACUGCAAAACAUUUUACUAUUCCAAUUUAUUAAGCCUAAAAAGUAAACAUUCCAAAGAUGAGUUAUAUUUAAAAAAAAAAAGUUCAAGUAUUAUUGUUGUUUAGUAAUGAAGACAAUCUCAUUUCUUUGUUGUUUGUACCAGUGUUGCUUUUUAAUUCAUUUGAGAACAUUGGAUUUAACAGAAUUUAAGACUAAAAUUAAUAAUUUUCAUAAUUUUAUCUAAUGACAUUUAACAACUGCCAAACUAAUGUUUAACUUGUUUUUGAAUAAGUGUGUUUCACUUAGUUUGUAAUCUAGUCUGUAUCAAGUUGUGAGAAUGAUUGAUAUAACAAUAAUAUAAUAUAACAAAAUUUGCAGUAGUAUAUCAAUUACAAAAUGAUAGUUUUUAGUUUUGUAAGAAAAUUCAUUUGGUGUUUCUAAUAACAAGAAAUAAGUUUAAAAAAACAUCAUCUUUAUCUGCAAAUACAUUGGUCAGGUUUGAAAGGGACUCAAAACUUAAAUGUUUUAUAUUAAUAAUUAAUAUAAUUGUACAAAAUAGAAAAUCGUAGAUAUAACAGGCUAGUUAGUCGAUAAUAUAUUUGAUAAAAUUACUUAACACCAAAUUUUUAAAAAAUGUGAGGGAAAAUUUUUAAUAAUGUUUUGUAGUAUUGUAUUAGAUUACUGUUAGUUUUGUUGUACUAUUACUAGAUUUAUAUUUUCUAGAUGUAUUUAAGAUUUAUUGCUAUAACCAGUUUACUGUUAAAUUUAUAUUAUAUACUUACAUUGUGAUUCUAUAAUAAGACUUAAGUUUGUAAGAUCAAAAUUUCAUUUAAUGUUUUUUCUUCUUAUAACUAUUAUAUUAAAAUCAAUUUAUUUAACAAAUUCUUUUGAAAUUGUAUAGCCCAUAGAUUUAUAUCUUCAAAACAUGCUGUAUG